Molecule: messenger RNA, 2217 nt
Organism: Uranotaenia lowii
Lineage: Eukaryota; Metazoa; Arthropoda; Insecta; Diptera; Culicidae
Exons: 3
Coding region: 1-2217 (738 amino acids)
Molecular function (GO): nucleic acid binding
Source: RefSeq, a predicted model, not a curated record
AUGAAAAAGCGUCCGAUUAACGAGCGAGAACACCAGCGGGUUCGAGAUACGAGGUUCUACUUCCAGGAAAUCUGGCGUUCUGGUAUCGGUUGGGACGACACAGUUUCCGAUCAUCAUCAUAACAAGUGGAAAACCUGGUUGAGUGUUUUGAACUCCGUAGGCGAUAUAGCUAUUCCUAGAUGUUACCGCAGUUUAACCUCAUCAUCAAUCGAAUCUAACGAAGUACAACUUCACACCUUCAUCGAUGCAAGUGAGAACGGAUACGUAGCAGUUUCUUACAUAAGAUACGCAGAAAAGGGUGUCAUAGAAUGUGCCUUUGUUGCUGCAAAAACUCGAGUUGCGCCGCUCCGAUACUUAUCUAUUCCACGAUUAGAGCUUCAAGCCGCAGUUAUUGGGACGAGAUUGGCCAAGGAUAUCGAAGCAAGUCAUCGAGUGCAAAUAAAGAAACGCUUUUUUUGGUCGGAUUCUCGAGACGUCCUCUGUUGGAUCCGGUCAGACCACAGGAAAUACACCAAAUACGUAGGCGCUAGAGUGGGAGAGAUACUCGAAAGCUCUGUCAUCAACGAGUGGAAUUGGGUGCCGACAAAGUUGAAUGUAGCUGAUGAAGCCACCAAAUGGCAGAAGAUUCCAGAUUUUUCUCCGUGCAGCCGGUGGUUUAAAGGUCCAGAAUUUAUCUGGAAACUUCGAGAGGAAUGGCCUGAGCAGUCUUCUUGUAUUGAACCUACUACCAACGAACAAGUGCAAUCGGUGAACGUGCAUUCCAUAGAUGAACCUUUCCUCACACCGUUCUACUAUGGCAUAUCAGACAGGAGGAAGCUAGUACGACUUGCAGCAUUUGUUCUUCGCUAUAUAGCAAACAUCAAGGAAACCUUGAAAGAAUUACCGCUUUCAGUUGGCAUCGUUACACAAUCAGAAAUGCUGAAAGCAGAGAACUUCAUCUACCGUCAUGUUCAGCUCGAAGUGUUCCCACAUGAAAUCCAAUUGCUCUCACAGAAUAAAAACUCUCUUCUUCCAAAAAAGAGCCUACUAUACAAACUUUCGCCGUUUCUCGAUGAGAAUGGACUUCUCCGUAUGCGUGGUAGAAUUACAGCGUGCGAAUUCAUCGAUCCUUUCACAGCUUAUCCUAUCCUGUUACCUAGAGAACACAUAGUAACCGAACUCAUCGUUAAUUCCGUCCACAAUCGCUAUCAUCACCUCAACCACGAAACUGUCGUGAAUGAACUUCGUCAGUUAUAUCAUAUCCCUAAGCUCCGAAGAGUUUGUGACAAAGUACGUCGUAACUGUCAAACCUGUAAAAAUGCUAUGGCCAAACCAAAUCCACCGUUCAUGGCUGAUCUACCACCAGCUAGACUGGCGGCUUAUUGUCGACCAUUCUCUUACAGUGGAAUCGACUAUUUUGGACCUCUUCAAGUAGUAGUUGGCAGACGAGUUGAAAAGCGAUGGGGAGUACUUAUCACCUGCCUAGUCGUACGAGCAGUCCAUGUUGAAAUCGCUCACACGCUCACUUCAAGCUCUUGUAUUAUGGCACUACAGAAUUUUAUAGCCAGGCGGGGAGCUCCACUAGAAAUUUUCAGCGACCGAGGAACAAAUUUUGUAGGUGCAAAUCGUGAACUGAAUGAAGCUCUGGGAAAACUAGACCAGGAUAAAAUUAUCCAAGAGAUUGUGUCAUCUAAGAUCAAAUGGUCAUUUCUACCACCCUGUAGCCCACAUAUGGGAGGAAGCUGGGAAAGAUUGCCGACAGACGAAGUCUUAAGGAAUGCACUAUUAGAAAUUGAACACAUAAUCAACUCACGCCCCCUCACCUAUCUACCUAUUGAAAACGCCGAUACCGAGGCAUUAACACCUAACCACUUUUUGGUGGGUUCAUCCAGCGGCUCCAAGCCUAUUGUACCAUACGAUGACAGUUCCGCUUUAUUAAAGAACACCUGGAAAACAUCACAGCUUAUUGCAAACUAUUUCUGGAAGCGGUGGUUACGCGAGUACCUACCAACGAUAACCCGUCGCACAAAGUGGUUCUAUCCCGUCAAACCUAUUAAAGUGGGCGACAUAGUCGUGAUUACCGAUCCAGAACUUCCUCGAAACGUGUGGCCCAAGGGACGUGUUAUCAAGGUCCACAACAGAGAUGGACAAGUACGCAGUGCAACGGUUAAGACGGCCUUCAGCAUAUAUGAUCGACCAGUGGCUAGGCUAGCAGUAUUAGACGUCGGUGCUACGUGA